CUGAGCGGAGAGGUUCCUAUAAGGUGUCAGGAUGUCACUGUCUAUUUCACCAUGGAAGAGUGGGAGUAUUUAGAAGAACACAAGGAUCUGUACAAGGACGUCAUGAUGGAGAAUCACCAGUCUCUCACAUCACCGGAUGGAUCCAGGCAGAGAAAUCCACCAGAGAGAUGUCCCAGUCCUCAGUAUUCCCAGGACUGUCCAGAAGAAAAACCAAAUAUCCCACUGGAUCAUCAGGACAGUUCUGGAGGAACAAUAAUUAGCUUUGAAAUACCCGUAUCAAUGUCAGUGAAAGAUGAAGACGGGUUGAGCAGCUCCCAUGGAUACUUCAAUUUAUCUUCCUACCAUGAAGUAGAAGAGAACAAUACCACGCAAACUAAUUCAAUAACUCCUAAUGUAUCCUCAGUCUUUCAAAGUGAAGAUCUAUCCACUGACACCACUGGUCACAAGAAACCUUCAUCUAAUCAAUCACUGAUUGGCAGAAAAAGAGCUAAACAGAAACAUGGGAAAAUAUUUCCUUGUGAGAAACCGUUAAAAAAGGAUAGUAAUCUGUCUUUGCAUGAGAGAAAUCACAGAAACAAAAGGUCAUUUUCAUGCUCUGAAUGUGGGAAAUCUUUUACCAGGAAAUUCAUUCUAGUUGGACAUCAGAGGACUCACACAGGAGAGAAGCCUUAUUCAUGUUCAGAAUGCGGAAAAUCUUUUACCAGAAAAUUCAUUCUAGUUGGACAUCAGAGAAGUCACACAGGAGAGAAGCCGCAUUCAUGUUCAGAAUGUGGGAAAUGUUUUAGUCGGAAAUCACAUCUUGUGAGCCAUCUAAAAAUCCACUUAGACGAGCAGUCAUUUAUAUGUUCAGACUGUGGAAAAUGCUUUAAUCAGAAAUCAACUCUUCUUUAUCAUCAGAGAACUCAUGAAAGAAAUAAGCUAUUUUCAUGUUCAGAAUGUGGGAAAUGUUUUAGUCAGAAAUCGGACCUCUAUAGACAUCAGCAAUCUCACACUGGGGAGAGGCCAUAUCCAUGUCCUGAAUGUGGGAAGGGUUUUAGUCAGAAAUCAUGUCUUGAGGGCCAUCUAAGAAUCCACUUAGGGGAAAAGCCAUUUUCAUGUUUAGAUUGUGGGAAAUGUUUUACCGGUCAAUCAAAUUUUAUUCGGCAUCAGAGAACUCACACAGGGGAGAAGCUAUAUUCAUGUCUUGAAUGUGGAAAGUGUUUUAGUCAGAAAUCAAAUCUUGUUACACAUCAGAGAACUCACACAGGGGAGAAGCCAUUUAUGUGUCCUGAAUGUGGGAAGUAUUUUGGUGUGAAAUCAUUGCUUAUAGAACAUCAAAGAAUUCACACAGGAGAGAAGCCAUUUUCAUGUUCAGAAUGUGGGAAGAGUUUUAGUCUGAAAUCAAAUCUUGUUAGACAUCAGAAAACUCACACAGGGGAGAAGCCAUUUAUGUGUACUGAAUGUGGUAAGUAUUUUGGUGUGAAAACAUUGCUUAUACAACAUCUUAGAAGUCACACAGGGGAGAGGCCAUUUUCAUGUCCGCAGUGUGAAAAAUGUUUUACUCAGAAAACACAUCUUGUGACCCAUCUAAGAAAUCACUUAGGGGUGAAGCCAUUUUCAUGCAUAGAAUGUGGGAAGUCUUUUAGUCUGAAAUCGUGUCUUGGUAGACAUCAGAGAAUUCACACAGGGGAGAAGCCAUUUUCAUGCAUAGAAUGUGGGAAAUGUUUUAUUCUGAAAUCACAUCUUGUUAGACAUCAGAGAACUCACACAGGGGAGAAGCCAUUCAUGUGUCCUGAAUGUGGGAAGUGUUUCAGUGUGAAAUCGCAACUUGUUACACAUCAGAGAGCUCACACAGGAGAGAAGCCAUUUUCAUGUCCUAAAUGUGGGAAGUCUUUUAUUCAGAAAUCAAGUCUUUCUAAACAUGAGAGAACUCACUCGGAGGAGAAGCAAUUUUAAUGUUUAUAUUGUAGGAAACGUGGAGCUUCCUUGUUGGACCUGCUGCCUUCUGAUUUAAAACUUAAUGGGGUUUUACAAGACUUUAAUACCGAUGACCUAUUCUCAGGAUAGGUCAUCAGUAUCUGAACAAUGGAGAUCCAACUGCCGGAACAACCACUGAUGAACUGUUGGUAGAAGGCAUCAGCGCUCACAAUAGAGCCACUGCCUUCUUUCAGCUUUUUCUAGGCCAGUGACAACACAAUCAUCGGUCAUGUGGCAUAGGCGCAGCUCAUCCCUAUAGAAGUGAAUAGGGCUGAGAUUCAAUUCCAAGCACAGCCGCUAUACUAUGUAUGGCACUGUGCUUGGUGAGCUGUGAGAAGUCCGUGGUGCUCACAGGAGCUCCGGUGCCUU
Messenger RNA from Bufo gargarizans (Asiatic toad), 2325 nucleotides. Its product is annotated as gastrula zinc finger protein XlCGF26.1-like. NCBI's taxonomy places the organism in Eukaryota, Metazoa, Chordata, Amphibia, Anura, Bufonidae. Gene Ontology annotation, biological process: regulation of DNA-templated transcription. The transcript is spliced from 5 exons. The coding region runs from base 52 to 1935 and encodes 627 amino acids. The record is from RefSeq and is a predicted model, not a curated record.